This is a messenger RNA of Gordionus sp. m RMFG-2023, 1056 nucleotides long. RefSeq names its product sperm-associated antigen 1-like. The coding region runs from base 1 to 1056 and encodes 351 amino acids. Lineage: Eukaryota; Metazoa; Nematomorpha; Gordioida; Chordodea; Parachordodidae. Gene Ontology annotation, molecular function: protein binding. Gene Ontology annotation, cellular component: protein folding chaperone complex. The transcript has a single exon. The record is from RefSeq and is a predicted model, not a curated record.
AUGGAUGAUAAUCCUGUGAAUAAACAUAACAAAUUAUUAGCCAGUUUAAGCAAGAAUGCACUUAAAUAUAAGGAAAAAGGAAACGCUUGGUUCUCUAAAGGGGAUUAUAAUAAUGCAUAUCAAAGUUAUACAGAUGCUAUACAGCUGAAUCCAAAUGAUGCAAUUUUAUAUAAUAACAGGGCUCAAACUCUAAUAAAACUUAAUAAGUAUAUCGAAGCAAUUGAAGAUUGUAAUAAAGCUAUAAACUUAAUUAAUAAAAGUAUAGGAAGUGGUGAUUCUAAACAACAAGAAAAGUUAUUUAACCCUGAUUAUAAGGAUUAUAUCCAUCUUAAUCCUAGUAUUCUUAAAAUAUUGUCGAAAUCCUUUUUUAGAAGAGGCCUAUCUAGGUAUGAAUUGUUAAAAAAUAAACUUCAAAUUUCAGAUAUUGACAAAAAUAUACAAAUAAGUCAAUGCAUUGGAGAUUUUAAGAUGAUUUUAGCUUUUGAAUCUAGCAAUGCAAUUGCCAAGCAAUAUUUAGAAAUAUUGCAAAAAUAUCAAAGGUCUUUUGAAGUAGCAAAUAGUGGGGAACCAACACUUGCUAAUGUAGAAAUGAUUAAUAAUUACCACCAUUCUCUUCUAACAACUCAGAAUGCACCUCAAAAUUUAUAUCAAUUUCUUAAAGAUAUGUCAUUCCUAUCUAAAUUACAGAUUAAAAAUAUAAAUGAUCAAAAUUUGCUCUUUAAAUAUAUCUCAAAAAUCAAUCCAACCAAUUAUCCAGUUAUAUUUGGAAAAUCCUUAGAAUACUCACACUUAGAAUUUAUAAUUAAAAUUUUAAAAGAAUAUAGUCAACUUUCAAAGAAUCAAAAUAAUCAAAGUACAAAUAAUUUUCCCAUUGAUGUUCUUGGUCAUUUAGAACAUUUGAGUAAUAUUAAAAGAUUUGAUACUAUUGUAACCCUUUUUUUAAAUGCCUCAGAUAAACAAAAUAUCAAAGAAAUUUUAUCGAACUGUGAAUCAAAUAUAUCUGAUAAAUCAUAUAGAGAUAGAAUUAUAAAAAUUUAUAAAUUAUAUAGUUUAUGA